CGAUCUAUCUUUUUUACUAUAUAAUAUUCUGAAAAAUCCAAAAGUUAUUGCCAAGAUUCAUAAAGAAAUCGAUGAAGUUUUUGGUCCUGAUCCAACCAUUGAAUUAACUUUUGAAAAACUCGAAAAUUGUCAUUAUAUUGAUGCAUUGAUUAAAGAAUCAUUGCGUCAUACUCCCUUAGUUCCAUUGACUGUAAUAACUUCUGAAGAUGAAGAAAAUGUUGCUGGAUAUAACUAA
Molecule: messenger RNA, 235 nt
Organism: Racocetra persica
Lineage: Eukaryota; Fungi; Glomeromycota; Glomeromycetes; Diversisporales; Gigasporaceae
Source: the annotation of a GenBank genome assembly